UCUCUCUCUCUCUCUCUCGAUCGAGUUUGCUCCAAUGGGAAACCCUGAAGCAGACUCUUCUAAUAUCCACCAAGACCAAGCAGAUUACAAUGUCCAAAUUCAGUAUAACGUCCAGGUAUCAUACGAUGAUAACAGCAAUGACCCGGCUUACUGCGAUCUGAACCCGCAACCUGACCAGUCGUAUCAGCACCUCCAAUUGGGCGACGACAACGGCCCGAAUCCACGAUACCAGCAAAAUGAUGCUGCAAAUAACCAGCAGCAGCAACAGUUCCAACCACCACUGCUGCAACAGCAACAGUUCCAACCACCUCAGCAGCAGCAGUUUGGCGAUGCGCAGAAUGCGCCGCCGCCGCCGCAAUUCAACCAGCCCUAUGCUGCGGCACCGCCCCCUCGGCCUGUGGCGCAGUUCCCGCCACAAAGCCCUCAAAUGAACCCAGCCAAUGCAAAUCACGGGGCUUAUCCGCCACAGCAGCAGCCAUACUACCCUCCAACGGCGGCGGCACCUCAACAGCAACCACAAUAUGCUCAACAGAGCGCACCCCAGGCUUACCCUCCGAACUCGCCACCACCAAAGCCGUAUCCUCCUUCGCCAGCUUAUCAACAACAUCCGGCGGCUCAGCCUGUGCAGUUCCCACCGCCGGCAGGUGGAGAAGCGCAGUAUGCCACGGUGCCGCCUUUGCUGAUCAAGCCGGCAUUCCAGGGGUACAACAGUGCAGCUCAGGGCAUUCCAAUGCAGGCGAACAUGAUGGGGAGCGUCAACACCGAAGGAUGGAGGACGGGGCUGUUUGAUUGCAUGGACGAUCCCAUGAACGCUGCUACAACGUUGUUCUUCCCAUGCUUGACGUUCGGCCAGGUUGCAGAGAUCAUCGACAACGGCACGACCUCCUGUGCGAUGGGUGGAAUGAUGUACGGGCUGAUCGGCGCCUUACUUUGGAUGCCAUGCAUCUACUCAUGCACGUACCGAUCGAAGCUCAGGAGCAAGUUUGGGCUGGUGGAGUCGCCUGCUCCGGAUUGGAUCGUCCACUUCCUGUUCGAGCCCUGUGCUCUUUGCCAAGAGUACAGAGAACUUAACCGCCGAGGCUGGGACCCCGCCAUUGGAUGGUUGGGCAACGUUCAAAAACAACAGCAGAUGCAGCAGCAGCCACAGGUUGCUACGACGCCCCCCGUGAAUCAAACAAUGAUGGCUUGACGAGUUGUGAUGUUUUAAAAAUGUUCAUGCCCAAAAUUCUUGGGUCAUCUUUUGAGUUCCUUUGAUUUUAAGGUUGUCCUACCCAAAAAAAAUGUUGCUGAGAAUUGUAGUGGGAUCAUUUCUUGUUCUAAAGUAUGGUAUGCCAUUGUAAUGGAAUGGUUGAAUUAACAGGUUAUAAUUGUU
Syzygium oleosum is the source of this 1372-nucleotide messenger RNA. RefSeq lists its product as uncharacterized. NCBI's taxonomy places the organism in Eukaryota, Viridiplantae, Streptophyta, Magnoliopsida, Myrtales, Myrtaceae. The coding region runs from base 35 to 1189 and encodes 384 amino acids. The record is from RefSeq and is a predicted model, not a curated record. The transcript is spliced from 4 exons.